AUGGGAAGAAAUAAUGUGGUUUCAUGGAGUUCCAGCUUCUUGGUUCUGGGACUCUUUAGCUACUUGCUGGUUGAAGCUACCAGAGAAGGGAUGUUCUUGGACAGCGAGAGACAUGGAUUGAGCAAUGGGCUACAUAGUAGGUCUAGAGAACAGGGUGGCUAUGAUCAAGGGGUUACAGCUGGUGGUUAUGACGGAGGAUAUGGAGGUGGGAGUGGAUCUGGGCCGGGUUAUGGUGGAGGUUUUGGGAAUGGGGGUGGAGUAGGCAAUGGUGGUGGUGGUGGUGGUGGUGGUGGUGGAGGGUUUGGUUCAGGUGGUGGUAAUGGCGGCGGGUUUGGUGGUGGAUGGGGCAAUGGUGGCUUCGGUUCAGGUGGGGGUGGUGGCUUCGGGUCAGGGCCUGGGGAAGGUAUUGGCUCGGGUUCAGGGUGGGGUGGAGGAGGUGGAUUUGGCUCAGGCCCUGGCUCGGGGUAUGGUAACGGGGGUGCAGGUUUUGGUGGAGGUCAUGGUGGAGGUCAUGGUGGUGGCUAUGGUGGGGGCGUUAAACCGCCGGGAAGAAACUAA
This is a messenger RNA of Alnus glutinosa, 558 nucleotides long. RefSeq names its product glycine-rich cell wall structural protein 1.0-like. The transcript is spliced from 2 exons. NCBI's taxonomy places the organism in Eukaryota, Viridiplantae, Streptophyta, Magnoliopsida, Fagales, Betulaceae. Bases 1 to 558 code for a protein of 185 amino acids. The record is from RefSeq and is a predicted model, not a curated record.